AUGAUUUGUUUUCUCUUGCUUAUCUUGUUUACAGCUUUGGCAGUUUUGUUCUGUUUUGCUGCUAAAUGUGUACUUGGAUCUCCAUGCGUCAUUGUCUUAUUGAUCCGUAAAUGGCGAAGGAGGCAUUUAUCCAUGUAUGACACCAUUGAAGAUUAUCUACGAAGUGACAAUAACAUCAUGCCUAUAAGGUACUCUUACAAAGACAUCAAGAAGAUAACAGAACGAUUCAAGACAAAGCUAGGGAAUGGAGGUUAUGGCUCUGUCUUCAAAGGACAACUUCGAAGUGGCCGUUUAGUAGCCGUCAAGAUAUUGGAUAAAGCCAAAGCCAGUGGUCAAGAUUUCAUCAAUGAAGUUGCUACCAUUGGUAGGAUUCACCAUGUCAACGUUGUGCAGCUCAUUGGUUUUUGUGUUGAGGGAUCAAAGCGUGCUCUUAUAUACGAAUUCAUGCCAAAUGGGUCUCUCGAAAAAUACAUUUUUUCUCAUGAAGAGAGUUCUUCCUUAAGUUGUGAAAAAUUGUUUGCCAUUUCUCUUGGAGUGGCUCGUGGCAUUGAAUAUAUGCAUAAUGGGUGCAACAUGAAAAUUCUACACUUUGAUAUCAAGCCUCAUAACAUCCUUCUUGAUGAGAAUUUCAAUCCAAAAGUUUCUGAUUUUGGACUUGCAAGACUUUAUCUUACAGAUAGUAGUAUUGUGUCUUUGACUGCAGCAAGAGGAACCUUAGGAUACAUGGCACCUGAGCUCUUCUACAGAAAUGUUGGCACUGUGUCAUACAAAGCUGAUGUCUAUAGCUUUGGGAUGUUGUUAAUGGAGAUGGCUGGUAGAAGGAAGAACUGGAAUGAAUAUUUGGCUGAGGAUUCAAGCCAAAAUUAUUUCCCUUACUGGGUUCAUGAUCGGUUACAUGAUGGAAGGGAAUUUACAAUUGAAAAUGACACAGAUGAGGAGAUGAAAUUGGCAAAGAAAAUGUUCAUUGUAGCAUUGUGGUGUAUACAGACAAGCCCUAGCGAUCGUCCUCCGAUGGAUAAAGUGUUAGAGAUGCUUGAAGAAGAUGAGGAAUUACAAAUGCCUAGUAAGGCUCCUUAUCUACAUCCACAAGAUUCAUCAGCAAAGGAUGCUAGAGAUCAUAGCAGCUCAGUGUCAUCCUCUGAAAUAACAAUAAGUGGUUCCAAUGAGUCAAUCUGA
Gastrolobium bilobum is the source of this 1176-nucleotide messenger RNA. RefSeq names its product rust resistance kinase Lr10-like. The record is from RefSeq and is a predicted model, not a curated record. Gene Ontology annotation, biological process: protein phosphorylation. NCBI's taxonomy places the organism in Eukaryota, Viridiplantae, Streptophyta, Magnoliopsida, Fabales, Fabaceae. Gene Ontology annotation, molecular function: protein kinase activity; ATP binding. The coding region runs from base 1 to 1176 and encodes 391 amino acids. The transcript has a single exon.